AUGUUUACUCCUGAUGAUGUUCCAGAUCUCAGUCACCGUGUAGCAAUUGUGACUGGCGGAAACCGCUCUAUUGGUCUCGAAACGACCUAUAUGCUACUGAGAAAGAACUGCAACGUGUGGAUAGCAAGCCGCUCGCAAUCGGGAUUCGAGGAAGCGAAGCAGACACUGUCAAAGCGCAAUGAUAUCGACGACGAAAUGCUCCAACGUCUGCAUUUCCACAGUCUUGACCUCGGCGAGAUGAAGAAAGCCCAGCUUUCGGGGCAAAAUUUUGUCAAGAAUAACCCAUCCAGACUCGAUAUUGUCAUUGCCAACGCUGGGGUCUCCCUCCAACGCCCCGAUGAGCUUGGGCCAGAUGGCUACGAGCUGACGAUGCAGACAAAUCACCUGGGCCACUUUAGCUUCAUCACGAGCCUCUUGCCCCUCUUGGAGAAGACGGCUAGAGAGCAUGGGGAAGCACGCGUCGUAAUCACGUCCAGCGACGCUCACGCAUUUGCAAAGGAGGGAAUUGACUUUGACUCUUUGACAAAGAGCAAGCCACAUCUUGGUAUCCGCGGUCUGUCGGAUGCAUUCGCCCGUUAUGGAGCAUCCAAGCUUGCGAAUAUGCUCUUCGCUCGAGAGCUCGAUAAGAGAUGGGCAGCGCCACUGAGAAAGCAAGGAGUUAUGGUUUCUGCCGACUGUGUCCAUCCGGGCACAAUCCUCAAUACUGGCCUGGGUGGAACUGGGUCGGAAUGGGGAAUACCAAGCUUCAUCGGCACCAUCACUCGUGCCUCGGCCAUGUUUAUAGGAUUCUCGUCUCUUGAGGGUGCAAUGACUCAAGUGUGGGUGGCCACCACUCCUGACCUCGAGAACGAAGAUCAUGGCAAGUACUUUGUCCCUGUGACCAACUGGCGUGGUCGGUACAUGGCAUCAAAAGAGAGCCCACCCGACUCCAAAUGGGGCAGCGACGACGAACUCGCAGCCAAAUUGUGGGAGUUCAGCGAGGAUGCACUUGUCAAGGCCGGAGGACAACGUAUCUAG
This is a messenger RNA of Serendipita indica DSM 11827, 1017 nucleotides long. The record is from the annotation of a GenBank genome assembly. NCBI's taxonomy places the organism in Eukaryota, Fungi, Basidiomycota, Agaricomycetes, Sebacinales, Serendipitaceae.